Ahaetulla prasina is the source of this 1678-nucleotide messenger RNA. It is a transcript of the gene SOX1, whose product is annotated as SRY-box transcription factor 1. The transcript has a single exon. Bases 507 to 1676 code for a protein of 389 amino acids. Gene Ontology annotation, biological process: regulation of DNA-templated transcription; cell differentiation; anatomical structure morphogenesis. Gene Ontology annotation, molecular function: RNA polymerase II cis-regulatory region sequence-specific DNA binding; DNA-binding transcription factor activity, RNA polymerase II-specific. The record is from RefSeq and is a predicted model, not a curated record. Lineage: Eukaryota; Metazoa; Chordata; Lepidosauria; Squamata; Colubridae.
GGAGGGGAGUCCUGCCAGCGAAGCGCGCGUCUACCAGCCGAGAGAACGAAAAGAAGCGUCGAGAGUUGGGCUCACAUUUUCUCCGUUCUCCUCGGCGCAGUGGAGCUGCGGGACUUUCUCUGUUCUUUACCCAGCUCUCCGCCUUGCACCUGUUCGAGUCGCCCUCGCGACCGCCGUUCGCCUCGGGCCAAGACGGUCCCCGGAGGAAGAAAGUUUUGCUGCCGCCUGAGGAGAUUCCCGCGCGUGCGCUCCCGCUCUUUCUUCAAGCUCACAGGGAGCAGCCGAAGUGCCCCCACAGGCAGACUCUUGGGGGCUCCCUCCUCCUCCUCCUUACCUUUGAUCGUCGUAGUGCACUCUUCUACCAUUUCUUACGCCUCAGCACCUCGUCUUCUCUCCCGGGCUCCUUCGUCUGUGUUUCGCUUCGCCCCUCCGCUCGGCAGACGCCCGGCUCCUUUGCUCUAUGUUUUGACAUUGUGGAGCCUGGUGGCCCCUAGCAAACUGCGUGAAUGUAUAGCAUGAUGAUGGAGGCGGACAUGCACUCGCCCGGUGGAGCCCAGGUCACCACCAACCUUUCGGGCCAAACCGGUGCGGGAGGAGGAGGCGGCGGAGGUGGCGGCGGCGGGGGGCCCAAGGCCAACCAAGACCGAGUCAAGAGGCCCAUGAACGCCUUCAUGGUUUGGUCGCGGGGCCAGCGGCGGAAGAUGGCCCAAGAGAACCCUAAGAUGCACAACUCCGAGAUCUCCAAGCGCCUGGGCGCUGAGUGGAAAGUCAUGUCCGAAGCGGAGAAGAGACCCUUCAUCGACGAGGCCAAGCGCCUGCGGGCGCUGCACAUGAAGGAGCACCCGGAUUAUAAAUACCGGCCGAGGAGAAAGACCAAGACUUUGCUAAAGAAAGACAAAUAUUCGCUGGCCGGCGGGCUGCUAGGCGCCGGUGGUCCCGGGGGCGGCCCUCCGGUAGCUAUGGGCGUAGGAGUGAGCCCCGCCGGCGUCCAACGCUUGGAGAGUCCCGGUGGAGGUGGCCCCGGGGGUGGCGGGAGCGCCGGCGGAGGUGGCGGAGGCUCAGGCGGUGGCUAUCCGCACAUGAACGGCUGGGCUAACGGCGCGUACCCGGGCUCGGUGGCGGCGGCGGCGGCGGCGAUGAUGCAAGAGGCACAGCUCGCUUACAGCCAUCACCCAGGCAGUGGUGGCCACCCGCACGCCCACGCUCAUCACCCGCACCCGCACAAUCCCCAGCCGAUGCACCGCUACGAUAUGGGCGCCCUCCAGUACAGCCCCAUCUCCAACUCGCAGGGCUACAUGAGCGCCUCGCCGUCGGCCUACGGCGGCAUCUCCUACGGCGCCCAGCCACAUCAGAACUCGGCUGCUGCGGCCGCUGCGGCUGCCGCAGCUGCGGCUGCCGCCUCGUCAGGAGCUCUUGGCGCGCUGGGGUCCUUGGUCAAAUCCGAGCCUAGCGUCAGCCCACCCGUCACCUCAGCGCACUCACGGGCCCCUUGUCCCGGGGACCUGCGCGAAAUGAUCAGUAUGUACUUGCCCGGCAGCGAAGGCGGGGACCCAGCAGCUGCCGCCGCCGCCGCUGCAGCCGCGGCCGCUGCCCAAAGCCGGCUCCACUCAUUACCCCAGCACUAUCAGGGCACCGGCACGGGGGUGAACGGCACCGUGCCCUUGACGCACAUCUGAGA